Fibroporia radiculosa is the source of this 1164-nucleotide messenger RNA. RefSeq lists its product as uncharacterized. Bases 1 to 1164 code for a protein of 387 amino acids. Gene Ontology annotation, cellular component: tRNA-intron endonuclease complex. The record is from RefSeq and is a predicted model, not a curated record. Lineage: Eukaryota; Fungi; Basidiomycota; Agaricomycetes; Polyporales; Fibroporiaceae. Gene Ontology annotation, molecular function: tRNA-intron lyase activity; nucleic acid binding. Gene Ontology annotation, biological process: tRNA splicing, via endonucleolytic cleavage and ligation; tRNA-type intron splice site recognition and cleavage. The transcript has 5 exons.
AUGUCUCUAACUGCAGGCAACAAACGUCGAGGAGGUGGCCGCAAGAGUGGUGCACGCCGUACAGAAAACAAUCGACUAUACGCCCAUCCACUUCCCCUGGAAUUCUCCCUUCCACAGACUUCAUGGUCAAAUCAUGUGCUAGGACUAUUUGGCUUUCCUGGCACUCGCGUACUGAACCCUCAUUGUACUGGCAUCUUCGCCGCGGAUACCCAUUCUGUGUGGAUCACUGAACAAAGGGAUGUGAUGAUCCUUUGGCGGCAAGGCUUCUUUGGGAAGGGGGAUCUCUCUAGAAGCGAACCUUCAUGGCAAGCACGGCAAAUCAGCGCCAGAAAAGCAGCGGGCAAAUACAUGACUGCCGAGGAGGUCAGGGAGAAACGCAGGGCCGAACGCAAACGGUUCAAACUUGACCGUGCUGCUGCUAUGGCCCAGGCAGCCGCUGAAGCCGAGGCAGCUUUUGCUGAAGGCCGUCAAGUGGAGAUCACCACAAUAAUUCCCUCUGGUGCAACAUGGAAACCUCAGCACGCCAUCUCGGAAGAUCUUCCGGAUGGUGCUGCGGCACCCUCUUCAGAGAAUGAGGAAUGGCAUGAGGAGGUGCCCGACUUGGAACAUCUUCAGCUCACUUUGCAGGAGGCAUUUUUCUUACUAUGGAACCUGAAUUGUUUGACCAUCAUCAAUUCUGCAACUUCCGAGCCCAUGACGCUGCAAGAGAUAUGGGCCGCCUUUCAGGGUACACCCGACAGUACUCCCAUCUCUGUUCCCUUACAUGUCCAACUAUACAAGAGAUUUGACAAUCCAUUCUUGGUGAAUUAUGCUGUAUAUCAUCACUACCGCUCCCUGGGCUGGAUCAUCAAAGGCGGUAUCAAAUUUUGUGUUGAUCUUCUGCUGUACAAACGAGGACCGGUAUUUCAUCACGCUGAAUUCGCAGUGAUUGUGCUCCCCGUCUACGAAGAUCCUGCCGACCAGGAGAAUUCCCCUUUUGACCUUGCAAAUGCAGAACCAUUUUCUUGGAGUUGGUUGAGCACAACUCUCAUCCUGGCAUAUGUCACAAUACCUGCCCAAUCACGUAUCUCGCCUAAUGCUUUGACCUCGCCCGCGUGUCUGGCACAUUACUCAGUUCGCGAUAUCGUAUUGCGUAGAUUUAUACCAGCUCGUAUGCGUGAUUGA